AUGGUGACGCAAUCUCUUGUCGACUUCUACUCGGCAUACAAGAACCAAAAAGCCGACAUCGAAGACAUUAUUAAGCGGCUCGAUAAGCUCUGUGGGGUAUUAGAGACCUUCCGUAGUCUUACUGAUCGCAAAUUUCGCAACGAUGAGAAGAACGUGCUGAAGAACAUCGAAAACUCAGUCGAAGACUACGAAGAAUUCAUCAACGAGCUCCGAGAAGAAGCUCAGAAGCUUACCAGGAAGCCUGCAGAUACCAUUUCUGCCAAAGCUAGGACCGUUGCGCGGAAGGCUGCGUAUCCUUUCCGCCAGAGCACACUGCGAAAGCUAGAGGAAAGCAUCGACGAGGCCGUUUCCCAUUUGUCUUUGGCACUGCAGACGCUCCAGCAGAAGAGUAUUGACAACAUCCAAAAUGACCUCGAGGACACAUAG
Molecule: messenger RNA, 426 nt
Organism: Grosmannia clavigera kw1407
Lineage: Eukaryota; Fungi; Ascomycota; Sordariomycetes; Ophiostomatales; Ophiostomataceae
Exons: 2
Coding region: 1-426 (141 amino acids)
Source: RefSeq, a predicted model, not a curated record